CAAGUCUCGAGCUGUUAGUGGGGAGUGUACUACCGCAGGGUAAACUGUUGUCUGACCAGCUUUAGUUUCGCAAACACAAAGUUCUCCCUCUACCACCACCAUGCCACAGAAUGAGCACAUUGAGCUGUUCCAAAAGCGGUAUGGCUUCCGUAUGGAUUAUCAAGAGCGACAGCGAAAGAAGAAGGCCAGGGAACAUAAAUUACAAUCAAAGAUGGCCCAGAAGCUGAUUGGUAUCAAAGGCAAAAUCUUUGCGAAGAAACGUUACUCUGAAAAAGUACAGCUCAAGAGGACUAUCAAGGCACAUGAAGAAAAGAAGACUCGUAAGAAGGAUGAAGGGAAAGUUCCUGAAGGAGCCAUGCCUGCAUACUUGCUGGAUCGUGAGAAUACCUCUCAAGCAAAAUUACUGUCUUCCAUGGUGAAGCAGAAGCGAAAGGAGAAGGCAGGCAAAUGGGAUGUCCCUCUACCUAAAGUUCGUGCCCAAUCGGAAGCUGAAGUAUUUCGAGUUUUGAAGACCGGCAAAAGCAGGAGAAAGGGCUGGAAGAGGCUGGUCACAAAAGUUUGCUUUGUUGGUGAAGGGUUCACUCGUAAGCCUCCGAAGUACGAACGUUUUGUCCGACCAAUGGCACUUCGAUUCAAAAAGGCUCAUGUCACUCAUCCUGAGUUAAAAGCAACUUUUUGUCUCCCAAUUGUUGGUGUGAAAAAGAAUCCCUCUUCACCUAUGUACACAUCUCUAGGUGUCAUAACAAAGGGAACAAUAAUUGAGGUCAAUGUUUCUGAACUUGGGCUUGUCACCCAAGGUGGUAAAGUUGUGUGGGGCAAAUAUGCUCAAGUGACAAAUAACCCCGAAAACGACGGAUGUAUCAACGCUAUCUUAUUGCGUUCUAGCUUAAAAUUUAGAUAAUCUAGGUAUUUAAUAUUGUUUAAUAUUUUCAGGAUGCAGAUCUUCGUUAAAACCCUAACGGGUAAAACCAUUACCCUUGAAGUUGAGCCUUCUGACACCAUCGAAAAUGUCAAAGCAAAGAUUCAGGAUAAGGAAGGUAUCCCACCUGAUCAGCAGAGAUUGAUCUUUGCCGGCAAACAGUUGGAGGAUGGUCGUACUUUGUCCGAUUACAAUAUCCAAAAGGAAUCCACCUUACAUUUGGUGCUCCGCCUUCGUGGUGGUGCCAAGAAGCGCAAGAAGAAGAAUUACACCACUCCUAAGAAGAACAAGCAUAAGCACAAGAAAGUCAAGUUAGCUGUUCUUAAAUACUACAAGGUCGAUGAAAAUGGAAAAAUCAACCGACUUCGCCGAGAAUGCCCCGGCGAGAAAUGUGGCGCUGGUGUUUUCAUGGCCGCCCACAAGGAUCGCCAAUAUUGCGGCAAAUGCGCCAAAACCUUUGUUUUCAAUGCGCCCGAGUCCGAUGAAUGAGCGAUAGAUAGUGUUUGUACGCCGUUGUGAAGUUGAAAAUACACUAUGGCUGUGCAAAAAUGA
This is a messenger RNA of Daphnia magna, 1471 nucleotides long. RefSeq names its product ribosome biogenesis protein NSA2 homolog (gene Ip259). NCBI's taxonomy places the organism in Eukaryota, Metazoa, Arthropoda, Branchiopoda, Diplostraca, Daphniidae. Gene Ontology annotation, molecular function: structural constituent of ribosome; protein binding. Gene Ontology annotation, biological process: maturation of LSU-rRNA; translation; maturation of 5.8S rRNA. Gene Ontology annotation, cellular component: nucleolus; preribosome, large subunit precursor; ribosome. The record is from RefSeq and is a predicted model, not a curated record. The transcript has 6 exons.